ACAUAAGCCGGGGCGCGCUCGAGUGGAGUUGUAUAAAGCGAGCGCGCGGCGUCGGGGCGGGAGGCUCGAGGCCAGCCCGGGACCGGGGCUGGGAGCUGGAAGGCGCCGGCAGAGGCGGCAGCGAGCGCUCGCGCUGCGACGCCCCCAGGCGGCGGGGCUGAGAGAGCCAGAGGAUGGCUGCGAGCGCGGACCCCGGCAUGUUCAGAAUGUUACUGUUUCUGCUGCUGCUGUGGUUCCUGCCCCUCACUGAGGGAUCCCAGCGGGCUGAACCCAUGUUCACUGCAGUCACCAGCUCGGUGCUGCCCCCUGACUAUGACAGCAACCCCACCCAACUCAACUAUGGUGUGGCAGUUACUGAUGUGGACCAUGAUGGGGACUUUGAGAUCGUCGUGGCAGGGUACAACGGCCCCAACCUGGUUCUGAAGUACGACCGGGCCCAGAAGCGGCUGGUGAACAUCGCGGUGGACGAGCGCAGCUCACCCUACUACGCGCUGCGGGACCGGCAGGGGAAUGCCAUCGGCGUCACAGCUUGCGACAUCGACGGGGAUGGCCGUGAGGAGAUCUACUUCCUCAACACCAACAACGCCUUCUCAGGGGUGGCUACGUACACAGACAAGUUGUUCAAGUUCCGCAAUAACCGGUGGGAAGAUAUCCUGAGUGACGAGGUCAAUGUGGCCCGUGGCGUGGCCAGCCUCUUUGCCGGACGCUCUGUGGCCUGUGUGGACAGGAAGGGCUCUGGACGCUACUCUAUCUACAUUGCCAAUUACGCCUACGGCAACGUGGGCCCCGAUGCGCUCAUCGAAAUGGACCCCGAGGCCAGUGACCUGUCCCAGGGCAUCCUGGCCCUCAGAGAUGUGGCUGCUGAGGCCGGGGUCAGCAAAUACACAGGAGGCCGGGGCGUCAGCGUGGGCCCCAUCCUCAGCAGCAGCGCCUCAGAUAUCUUCUGCGACAACGAGAACGGGCCCAACUUCCUCUUCCACAACCGCGGUGACGGCACCUUCGUGGAUGUUGCGGCCAGUGUUGGUGUGGACGACCCCCACCAGCAUGGGCGAGGUGUCGCCCUGGCCGACUUCAAUGGUGACGGCAAAGUGGACAUCGUCUAUGGCAACUGGAACGGCCCCCACCGCCUCUAUCUGCAGAUGAGCGCCCACGGGAAGGUCCGCUUUCGGGACAUCGCCUCGCCCAAGUUCUCCAUGCCCUCCCCUGUCCGCACAGUCAUCGCCGCCGACUUCGACAAUGACCAGGAGCUGGAGAUCUUCUUCAACAACAUCGCCUACCGCAGCUCCUCGGCCAACCGCCUCUUCCGCGUCAUCCGUAGGGAGCACGGAGACCCCCUCAUCGAGGAGCUCAAUCCUGGUGACGCCUUGGAGCCUGAGGGCCGGGGCACAGGGGGCGUGGUGACCGACUUCGAUGGAGACGGCAUGCUGGACCUCAUCGUGUCCCACGGAGAGUCCAUGGCUCAGCCGCUGUCCGUCUUCCGCGGCAAUCAGGGCUUCAGCAACAACUGGCUGCGAGUGGUGCCUCGGACCCGGUUUGGGGCCUUCGCCAGAGGGGCCAAGGUCGUGCUCUACACCAGGAAGAGCGGGGCCCACCUGAGGAUCAUCGACGGGGGCUCGGGCUACCUCUGCGAGAUGGAGCCCGUGGCACACUUUGGCCUGGGGAAGGAUGAAGCCAGCAGUGUGGAGGUGAUGUGGCCAGACGGCAAGAUGGUGAGCCGGAACGUGGCCAGUGGGGAGAUGAACUCGGUGCUGGAGAUCCUCUACCCCCGGGAUGAGGUCGGACUCCAGGACGCAGCCCCACUGGAGUGCGGCCAAGGAUUCUCCCAGCAGGAAAAUGGCCAUUGCAUGGACACCAACGAGUGCAUCCAGUUCCCAUUCGUGUGCCCUCGAGACAAGCCCGUGUGUGUCAACACCUACGGAAGCUACAAGUGCAGGACCAACAAGAAGUGCAGUCGGGGCUACGAGCCCAACGAGGACGGCACGGCCUGCGUAGCUCAAGUGGCCUUUUUAGGUGGGUAUUCUUCUGCCGCCUUUAGAAUCUCUGAGCCUCUCUCUCAGGCCUCAUAUCUUUCUCUAGGCCUUGGACUUUGCCUUCAGUUAUAUGCACUUUAAAUCCUAUCAAUAAAGGAAAAAACAAAACAAAACUAACAACCUUUGUGGAAAACUAAA
Messenger RNA from Lemur catta (Ring-tailed lemur), 2168 nucleotides. RefSeq names its product cartilage acidic protein 1 (gene CRTAC1). The transcript has 15 exons. Bases 174 to 2111 code for a protein of 645 amino acids. The record is from RefSeq and is a predicted model, not a curated record. Gene Ontology annotation, molecular function: calcium ion binding. NCBI's taxonomy places the organism in Eukaryota, Metazoa, Chordata, Mammalia, Primates, Lemuridae. Gene Ontology annotation, biological process: axonal fasciculation.